Molecule: messenger RNA, 898 nt
Organism: Engraulis encrasicolus (European anchovy)
Lineage: Eukaryota; Metazoa; Chordata; Actinopteri; Clupeiformes; Engraulidae
Exons: 3
Coding region: 248-898 (216 amino acids)
Source: RefSeq, a predicted model, not a curated record
AAUCAGAAUAGAAAAACUCUUGUAAACACCCCUGAUCCGAUUAGAUAUUCGCAUCCGAUUAGAUUUCUGAUCGGAAUAGAUAAGGUGGUGUAUUCCGUUCCUAUUCCGAUUAGGUGCCCAUGUAUACUGUGAUCGGAAUAGAUUUUGACGAUAGUUCAGCGCGUGCCUGAACUGAGGAAUUCCAUGGAAGGAUACAAAAUUGCUACAAAAAGAUUAACGUCGACUUCAAACGGCUACUUCAAAGAAAAUGGCAGCUCGUAAACUGAAUUGGUCUGAUCGAGAGACAAGGAUUUUAAUAGACGUUUUUAAACAGCAUGAUAUAAUGAAAAGAUUGGAUGGAAGAAAAUUUAAAAAUGGGGAGUUGUACUUAAAGGUACACAAAACCUUAGUGAGUUUGGAGGUAGAGCGAUCCAUCACACAGAUCCUACACCGAUGGAAGUGGCUGAAGGCCGGCUACUACAAGGCAAAGGCCGCCUCCGAAAGGUCCGGCGCUUCACCAGCAAAAUUCCCCUUUUUCGAGGAGAUGAAGGAGUUGCUGGGAGGACGACCUCUUUCCAAUGUCGAGGGGGUUGAUGUGGGGAUGGGGGGCGAGGAGGAGGUGAACGUCGAGGUGGAGGAUCCAGACCAAGAAGACGUAUCUGAUGCUUCCCUCAGUAGUGGUGACGAGCAAGACGGAAACUUGGAAAGCAGCAUGGAGGACGAAAGUGCAGCUGACCAAAGUCUGGCAAGAAAAAAACCAAAAGCAACUGUGGCAUCGGGAUACCAAAGAGCCCUGCAAAAUUGGAGCAUAGUCAGCUCCAGAAGUUGGAGGCUCUCCAGCAGAAGGCCAGGGAGCACGAGGAGAGGAUGUUUAUGGCCUUCAUGGAGGAGAACACCAGGUCAAAUGAACGACUCUUGA